Molecule: messenger RNA, 1164 nt
Organism: Drosophila kikkawai
Lineage: Eukaryota; Metazoa; Arthropoda; Insecta; Diptera; Drosophilidae
Gene: Gr22d
Product: Gustatory receptor 22d
Biological process (GO): chemosensory behavior; male courtship behavior; sensory perception of taste
Cellular component (GO): dendrite; neuronal cell body; membrane
Molecular function (GO): sweet taste receptor activity
Source: RefSeq, a predicted model, not a curated record
AUGUUCCGGGUUCGUGCUGGCUUUCGUCCUAAACUAGUCUACUACAUAUUGAACUCAAUUCUAUACAGUUCCUGGCUGCUUGGCAUAUUCCCUUUUAUUUAUGAGCCCCGGCAAAGGAAAUUGCAUCGCUCCAAAUGGCUUAUCCUAUAUGGAUUUGUACUGAGCUCGGGCCUGCUUUUCCUGAUGUUGAAACAUGAAAGCGAAAGGGAGGGAAACGGGCCAAAAUUGGAUGUUUUUGAGAGGAACUUUGUGCUGCAGCAAAUCAGUCUACUGUUGGGAGUAGUCGGAGUCCUGGCAAUCUGUGCCAUGUACUUGCGGACCUUCUGGCGAAGCAGGAAUCUGGAGUGGAUAUAUAAUGAGUUGAUGCACCUGGAACUUAGAUACUUUUGCUCUGACGCUGUGGAGUGUCAGACAUUCGACGCCUAUGUGAUCCAGAAGGGAAUCCUCAUAGUCGGAGGAGUGGCGUCCACAAUGGUAGUGCACUUUGGAGUGCCCAAUCAAAGACUGCCCUUAAGUAAUCUCAUCGUCGUCGCAUUGAUUAAGCUGGGAACGUUCCUCCUAGCCAUACAUUUUCACCUUGGAGUGGCCUUCAUCUACCGUUUUGUGUGGUCCAUCAACAGGGAACUUCUCGGCCUGGCUAAUUACUUAAGAGCGCAUCCCUCCGGAGGCUCCUCCCGAGUUAACUUGCUCCUUAAACUCUAUGGGCAGCUGGUGGAUAUAUACGGGAGAUUAACUGAGUGCUACGACUACCAGACGGCCUUGAUGAUUGUCAUCUUCCUGGCUGCCAACAUCAUCGUCUCCUUCUAUAUGAUCGUCUACAGCGUCAGUUUGAGCCAGAUGUCCUUCUUCAUGAUGCUGAUUAUGUUUCCCCUGGCUCUGGUCAACAAUUUCCUGGACUUUUGGCUCAGCAUUGCAGUGUGCGAUUUGGUGGAGAGAACUGGCAGGCAGACCUCCAUGAUCCUGAAGCUGUUUAACGAUAUCGAGGACAUGGACAAGGCGCUGGAAAUGAGUAUCUCCGAGUUUGCCCUGUUCUGCAGCCAUCGGAGAUUCAAGUUCCUGCACUGUGGUCUGUUUUAUGUAAACCGGGAGAUGGGCUUUCAAAUGCUUGUCACUAGUUUUCUGUAUUUACUGUUCCUCGUGCAGUUCGACUUUAUGAACUUGUAA